Messenger RNA from Salvia miltiorrhiza (redroot sage), 879 nucleotides. RefSeq lists its product as uncharacterized. The transcript has 3 exons. The record is from RefSeq and is a predicted model, not a curated record. Lineage: Eukaryota; Viridiplantae; Streptophyta; Magnoliopsida; Lamiales; Lamiaceae. Gene Ontology annotation, molecular function: phenylpyruvate tautomerase activity. The coding region runs from base 277 to 624 and encodes 115 amino acids.
CUCUACUAUAGGGGUGGAUAUGCACUUUUCCUAAAAUAAUUCGAUCAAAUUCAAUUGGGCUUGAGAUCAAGUCGGAUUCAAAUCUGGACGGGAUCCGGCCCGCUGCGCCUAAAACGAAAAAUCCUCAUACUUGAAUUAGUGACAGUGAAAAUAUUACUAGCACAUUUUUCCCACUAAUUUAAAGAAAAAGGGUUGAAUUUCAGCAUUCUAGAGUUGUGGUGUUUGGAUAUCAAAUUAGAGUCGCAGAGCUAAGCAAGGGUUUACCGGAACGAAUCCAUGCCGUGCUUGAACAUUUCCACUAACGUCAGCCUCGAGGCCACCGACACUUCUGCCAUACUCUCCGAGAUCUCCUCCACCGUUGCCAAGCUCAUCGGCAAACCCGAGGCUUAUGUGAUGGUUGUGUUGAAGGGAUCUGUCCCCAUAUCAUUUGGAGGGACAGAGCAGCCUGCUGCUUAUGGAGAGCUUGUUUCAAUUGGAGGGCUUAGUCCUGAUGUCAACAAGAAGAUCAGUGGUGCUAUUGCCGACAUACUUGAGACUAAGCUAUCCGUGCCAAAAGCACGAUAUUUCCUCAAAUUCUAUGACACAAAGGGUUCCAACUUUGGCUGGAAUGGAUCGACAUUCUAGGUUCUUGCCUCGGAUUUUCCUUCUAAUUCAGGAUUUUCACUACGGGUCCACUCCCUAAAUAUGUGCACGGAAGCAGCUUCGAUGAUUGCAUCUUAUGUAUUUGAAUUCUGAAUGACUCACUCGAGCAUCAAACAUAUUGCUGAUGGUGCUAUAUUAUCCUGUAUUAUGCUAAAAUCUUGCUGAACGGGGUGGUUUUACUAGACUCUGUAUGGUGUAAAGGAUUACUCGUAAUGUUAUGCGCUCUUUGAAUAUCAA